Aspergillus puulaauensis is the source of this 1935-nucleotide messenger RNA. RefSeq lists its product as uncharacterized. The coding region runs from base 1 to 1935 and encodes 644 amino acids. Gene Ontology annotation, molecular function: protein binding. The transcript has 2 exons. The record is from RefSeq and is a predicted model, not a curated record. Lineage: Eukaryota; Fungi; Ascomycota; Eurotiomycetes; Eurotiales; Aspergillaceae.
AUGCCCUCCUUUCCCUCUCGACCGCUCGUUAGAGCUCGGGAUGAUGGAUUGCAACUAAGCUACCAGCUCCCUCACCGCGUUUACGCCGCGCAAGGCUACCCAAUUAUUGCUCCUAAUGGCUCCUCUGUUGUUCUCUAUGGCCAUGAAGACGGAUUGAAGGUUAUUUGGAGGGGAGGACGCCCGUUUUCGAACCAAAAACCACAGCUCCCGAAAGAGGAUAAGCCGCCAAAGCCCAGCCGUAACAAUGACGACGCCAUCAUGAUUGUUGACUCCGAUGAUGAGAGUGUGACCGAUACGCGGAAAGAUGAGGUGUCGGAGAUUGAUCCAGGGUAUUUAUUUGAGGAGGAGGACCCCGAGGUCGACCCUGCCCAUCCUUAUGAAAGUGUUCUACGCCAAAUCGACAUACCCCUUGGAAGCAGGGUCAUUGAGCUUGCUGUUCCGCGGGUUCUUCGCGAAACCGCGCGCUCACCCCUCGACCCGUUUCCCGGAGUUCUAAAUAAAUUCAUUGUCGUGUCCGCCGUCUGUGCAGACUACUCGACUCGUGUUGUCACGCUCCCCUUGACUCCCCAUCCAACUCAAACUGAGAUGGAUGCGUGGGGCAUCCAGACAUUUUCGAUUAGCGGGGGCGUCGCCCAUGAAGAGGUUCCACGAGGUGUGAGUAUCACAUUUACUUACCAGGAGGGCUCGCAACAGGACGUCAGGAGCGAGGGAAGAUGGGAUAUUCUCGUCGCGACACAUUCCGCGGAAUCAUCUGGCCUACUUGUAAUCCAUCGAAUUCCAAUUGCAGACGACGGAACUCUAUUCACAGAGGACAUUGAGUCGAGGCGACGCUAUUUACCGGCACCGGCACAGAACAUAGCCUUCAACCCAUCAAGCUACCCUGCUGCGCGGCAUUCGACCCUGCUGGUCUCAUUCCAUUCCGGUUGUGUCAAGGUGUACUCCUGUUUCUCCACAAAGCCAUCGAAGUCAUCGCGAAGGGGGGCCGGAGCUCAAAGCGACUAUGAGACCUCCGAGACAGAGGGGAAAUGGCUGAUCACCCUUUACCCUGGCUUUGAGCAAUCACAGUCUAGCCUCGCAUGGCGUAAAGCGAUCACUGAUGCCGAAUGGGUGCUUGGCGGACGCGCCAUAAUGGUUCUCAUGGCCGACGGCGAUUGGGGAGUAUGGGAUGUUGAAGGGGCUGGCCCCGGGACAGCCAAAGGUCCUCUCCAGCGACAGUCUAGCGUGCAAGGUGUGUCGGGUGGAGCGUUGACUGCAUUUUCAGUUAGCGGGCGUAUCCUCAGUUUUCCAUCUGGAGGAAGAUCGGAGGGCGGUGCACCGGCUGUUGAACAGCGCCCGAAAUUCGCCCCGAUGACCCCUUCAACGAAACGUUUGCGCGAGGAUACCCUACUAAAAGGGAAUGCGACUGGGUCGUCUACUUCAUCGUUGCGCGGCGGUAUCUCUGUAUACCAGACGAAUACAUCGCAGGACGCUCUACCGGAUGAAUCGGUUCUCAUUCGACACGGAAAUCAAAGUGCCACCAUACCCAGCCUCCUGACUCUGUGGCGAAGCGCCGUGAGGGCGACGGGAACCCUGGAUGCAUCCAAUCGUUGCCGGGUAACCCCAAUCCAAGAUAUUGUGCUCAUGGGUGAGCCAUUGAAAGGAAUCGGCCACAUUCCCGCCGCAUUUCGCCAAUCUCGUUCGGAGGACCAGACUUUCGACAUUCUGGUUGCUGCGGAGCAUCGCCUUGUGAUUCUAGCGCCAAAACUGACAGAACCCGAUGCCGACCCUACUCCUCGAGCAUCGGUCACCGAGCCGCUUACAGUUGAAGCAGAUCAACUCCGGCUGCGCCGAGGAGAGCUCGACGUGGACGGGAUGGACCGCUUACUUAGCGGAAUGGCUGGUAGUCGCUCGCUUCGCAUGGGAAGUCCCAUCAAGCGGACGCGGGUUUUUACAUGA